Messenger RNA from Leptopilina heterotoma, 574 nucleotides. RefSeq lists its product as uncharacterized. Lineage: Eukaryota; Metazoa; Arthropoda; Insecta; Hymenoptera; Figitidae. The record is from RefSeq and is a predicted model, not a curated record. The transcript is spliced from 2 exons. Bases 128 to 574 code for a protein of 148 amino acids.
UCAUGCUAUUCUAAAUGGCUAUUGGCUGAGAAGGGUGGACCCAAACUAUAGUGAGGUUUUAAAUGAACAGAAUUACGUAGGGUUUUACGUGUUUUUUCACGUACCAAGUGAGUGGGUGGAUUACUGCAUGGACCUGCAAACUCUAAUUGAUUAUUUGAUAUUGGCGGCAGGAGUAAGGCUCUAUAGUCUUUUCAAUGACAAUCCGGCUUACGGCGACGAGUACUUUUUAGAGCACAUGGACAUCGUUGUUGAAGUCAAAGAAGUUAACCACUAUACUUUCCUUUUACAAAGACGGACCGAUAUAUCUUCAUUAUUAGGGGAUGGAUUCGACUUCGAUAUUAUUAAUCCCGAAAUGGCAAACCAAAAUUCACAUGCAGAAGAGGCCGAAGGAAAUGAAGUAAUGGCUGAGACGGAAAUUCAUUUUAAUAGAAGAGAUGAAAACAGAUUUCCCGCAAUUGAGGCCCCAAUUGAAGAAGAGGAAGAAGAAGAAGAAGGAGGAGGAGAAGAAGAGGAGGAAGAAGCAGAAGACGUGGAGAGAGUAAUAAAAUCGGAAAAAGUGGAAAAUUUUUUUUAA